AUGGUAGCAAAUGGGCUUUCAACCUCCACACAGUCACUCAUACCCAUCUUCAAUGGUGAGAAAUAUGAGUUUUGGAGCAUCAAAAUGAGAACCUUGUUCACGUCUCAAGAGUUAUGGGACGUGUUUGAGCAUGGCAUUACUGAUGAAGUACUUUCAGAUGAAGAGAAAAAAUUGAAUACUCCAAAGCCUUGUUCUUUAUUCAACAAGCGAUACAUGAGUCAUUCGAGAAUUGCAGUAGUAGAAACUACAACAAAGGCUUGGAAGAUCUUAAAGAAUGAAUAUCAAGGGUCUGCAAAGGUAAUUACGGUAAAAUUGCAAACUUACUGUCGUGAUUUUGAAAAUUUGCUUAUGCAAAACAAUGAAUCUGUGCAAGAUUAUUUGUCUCGUGUGUCUACCCUUGUUAAUAAAAUGAAGUCGUAUGGUGAAAAAAUCACUAAUGAAAUCAUAGUUGCAAAAAUCUUGAGGAGUCUCACUCCAAAUUUUGAACAUGUGGUUGCUGCAAUUGAGGAGUCUCAUGAUUUAUCUUAUUUCUCUUUUGAUGAAUUAAUGAGUUCUUUGCACGCUCAUGAAGAAAGGCUGAAUAGAUCGCAUGACAAAAAUGAGGAAAAAGCAUUUCAAGUGAAGGUGGAGUCAUCUCAGAAGGGCAAGGCGGAAAAUUUUUCUGAGAAGAAACAAGGCAGAGGCGAUAAUUAUGGUGGUUUUCAUGGUAGAGGACGUGGCAGAGGCAGAGGAAGAGGACAAUUUGGUGAAUACAGGCAGAAUAAGAGUUCAAUUUGGUGCCACUAUUGCAACAAACUUGGCCACAAAGAAGCUGAUUGUUGGGCUAAGCAAAAGAAUGCCAAUAGUCAAGCAAAUUUCGCAGAGAAGGCAGAUGAAGACAGUAAGCUUUUCAUGGCCCAUUUUUGUAAUAAUGUAGUCUCUGAUGAUGUUUGGUUCUUGGACAGUGGAUGUUCUAAUCAUAUGACGGGAACAAGAUCAUUGUUCAAGGAACUUGAUGAGUCACAAAAGUCAAAAGUGAGGUUAGGUAGGGGUGUUCAAAAAAAUACAAAAGCUGAACCGAACCGCUAA
Messenger RNA from Pistacia vera, 1068 nucleotides. RefSeq lists its product as uncharacterized. Gene Ontology annotation, molecular function: nucleic acid binding; zinc ion binding. The coding region runs from base 1 to 1068 and encodes 355 amino acids. The record is from RefSeq and is a predicted model, not a curated record. The transcript has a single exon. Lineage: Eukaryota; Viridiplantae; Streptophyta; Magnoliopsida; Sapindales; Anacardiaceae.